This is a messenger RNA of Aspergillus calidoustus, 2766 nucleotides long. NCBI's taxonomy places the organism in Eukaryota, Fungi, Ascomycota, Eurotiomycetes, Eurotiales, Aspergillaceae. The record is from the annotation of a GenBank genome assembly.
AUGGUUUCAGCUCACCUUUUGCGCGCCCGCCAAAGUGGCCGAGCCAGUCAAUACCUCCACUCCCAGUUCAAGUGCCGGUCACUGAAUUCCUUAUCAAACUUCCUCUACAAUGGCAUUAGACUUCCGCGACUACAGAUCUUUUCAACAUACUCCCCUCAAUUGCAAGCAGAUCUGGAACGAACUCGGAAUAUUGGUAUCAUUGCGCAUAUUGAUGCGGGCAAGACGACAACCACAGAGCGCAUGCUCUACUAUAGCGGAUUCACACGACGGCUGGGAGAUGUGGAUGAGGGCUCUACAGUUACGGACUUCCUUCCUGCAGAACGCGCGCGAGGCAUCACCAUUCAAUCCGCUGCUAUAACCUUCCACUGGCCGCCCGGAGAGAGCAACAACACUCAGGUAGACCCGCAAGGUCCCAAGUCGGCAUCCCCGCAUCUAGUGAACCUAAUCGACACUCCGGGACACGCGGACUUUACCUUCGAGGUGCUGCGGUCGUUGCGCAUCCUGGAUGGCGCAGUGUGUAUUUUAGACGGCGUGGCUGGUGUCGAGGCGCAAACCGAGCAGGUCUGGCACCAAGCGAGCACAUACAAUAUUCCGCGAAUUGUAUAUAUCAACAAGUUAGACAGAGACGGUGCGGCUUUUGGACGAACGGUGCGAGAAGUCGGCUCUCGGCUGGGAGGAUGGCCAGCUGUAUGCCAGAUUCCGUGGUUCGAGGGAGGCAAUGGGCGGUUCUGCGGUGUUGCAGAUGUCAUAAAUUUACAUGGAUUGCGCUGGGAAGGAGGCGAUGGCAAAUCCGUGAAAAGAUUCAGUCUUCAAGAACUGAACGAAGUCGAGGUUCCGCUCGCACAGGAGCUCCGAUUAGCUCGCAUAGCUCUGGUCGAGCUGUUAAGUGAACACGACGACACUAUGGUGGAGAAGUUCCUGGAAUCUGAUGAGGACCACCUUCUAGUCGCCCCUCAGGACAUACUAGACAGCCUACGUCGUUGUCUGUUGGAGGGCAAAGGUAGAAAGAUUAUCCCUGUCUUUGCCGGUGCCAGUUUCCGCAACAUCGGAGUCCAGCCGCUACUCGACAAUGUUGUGAACUUGCUGCCCAGUCCAACCGAGACGCCAGACCCGGAGGUUAGCAUCGGAGGCGUGAAAGGGAGUCUCCGACAGUUGCUAUCCGGCGACCUAAUCGUGGAACAGAAGGAGAAGGAAACACCGGCCAAGCAGAAGAAAAAGUCCGCUCUGGUAGCUGAUAGUCAAAGCGCCAUUGAGCAGCUUCAUGGCUGUGCACUCGCUUUCAAAGUGGUCAACGACGCGAAACGAGGUGUUUUGGUCUAUGUCCGUGUCUACUCCGGGUCAUUGGAUAAAGGCAGUCUGUUGUUCAACACCAAUCUGAACGUCUCAGAGCGUGCGCCGCGUUUGCUGAAGAUGUACGCCAAUGAUGCAGUUGAUGUGGACUCCAUACCCGAAGGACACAUUGGAGUCGUGGUAGGCCUCAAGCACACCCGCACCGGAGACACGCUUGUAGCUUCUACAGGCAACAAGGCGAACCCUCCUGAGCCAUUGAAUACUCUCCAGCUACGCCCCAUCCACGUGCCGCCACCGGUCUUCUUCGCCAGUGUCGAACCACACAGCCUAAGUGAGGAGAAACGAAUGCAGGAGUCGCUUGCUAUGCUUCUUCGCGAAGACCCUAGUCUCCAUGUGAGCGUCGACGAAGACUCUGGGCAGACCCUUCUUAGCGGCAUGGGAGAGCUGCACCUAGAGAUCGCGCGCGAUCGACUUAUUAACGACCUGAAAGCCAAAGCCUCCAUGGGUCGCAUCGAGAUCGGCUACCGUGAAUGCCCCCUCGGCCCCUCCGGCCCAGUCACCAAGAUCUUUGACAAGGAAAUCGCCGGCCGCAAAGGCAAAGCUGGCUGCACGGCACUCGUGGAAGUCUACGACCCCGAAUCCUCACCCGCGCCAGACCCACAUGCGCUCUCCGUCCAAACAGUAAACGGAAAUCAAAUCAUCGUCCUCGCCCCCGAACUCCAAGUAUCAAUCAACAAAAAGGGCCUCGAAGAAAGCCCCUUCCUCCCCGCAGGCCUCGACGUCGAAACCGUCCGCACGUCCCUCCAAAAUGGGUGCGUCGCGGCGCUCGCCCGCGGGCCCCAAUUCACCUUCCCCAUGCACAACACUCGCAUUACUCUAACCCUCCACCCUGAAACCCACAUCUUCGGCAGCGACACGACAGCCGCAUCGCUCUCCGCCGCCUCCCGCCUCGCAACCUCUAAUGCCCUUUCAAAUCUCCUCCACAACCCCGCCGGCGUCCCCAGUGGAUCCCCAGGAACUUCGCUCAUGGAGCCUGUCAUGAACGUCAUCAUCAGCAUUGAUGAAGCCUCUCUCGGCGCAGUUGUCCACGACAUCUCCUCCUCGCGCGGUGGCCACAUCGUCUCGUUAGACGAAGACCUCCCCAUCACAUCCACCGACCUCUCAGAAUCCAAGAACUUAGACAUAGAAUCCGACUUCGAUACCGACCUCCCUCCCAUCAACCCCUCGAGAAUCUAUGCGCCCCCAGAUCCGUUCCAGUCCCCGACUGUGGUUGGAGCUGGUUUGCCCACGGACUCGGGGAACAGACCGCGUACCAUCACUGCCAAGGUCCCGUUGAAGGAGAUGGUUGGGUACCUGAAGCAUUUGCGGAGUUUGAGUGCGGGGAGGGGCACGUUCGUCAUGAGUGUUGAUCGGUUCGAGAAGAUGAGUGCGCCGAGACAGAAGGCUGUCCUGGCGGACUUGAGAGGCGGGUAUUAA